Molecule: messenger RNA, 2717 nt
Organism: Oncorhynchus masou masou (cherry salmon)
Lineage: Eukaryota; Metazoa; Chordata; Actinopteri; Salmoniformes; Salmonidae
Product: la-related protein 7-like
Exons: 7
Coding region: 1195-1887 (230 amino acids)
Source: RefSeq, a predicted model, not a curated record
UCAACAAGAGACAAAAUAGGUUUGCAGAAAGCUUGGUUAGAAAAAUACAAUCUUAUUUAGGUUUUGGUACGAGAGCCUGUGUUUAACGUGGUUCCUCUAACAUGUAUAAUGACGUGGAAUUUGGGUGUACACAUUUUCUAAUUUAGAGUGUGUUUACCAACUAAUUAUUCAUCAAGAAAAGUUGUCAUACACUGUUUCUUAGUGUAUGAGGACUUCACAGUUGGCGAAAACAAACCAAACGCUAGUAGCUCUAGUCUUAAGUCUGAAAGAUACGUUAGCUAGCUAAAUUAUACAUUUUUGCCGGAGAUAAUAAGGUCAUGUCUUCUGUUCAAUUUGCUAUCUGCUUCCUUCUGAAAUAUAUUUGAGGUGAAGGAUCUCCUUGCUAUGGCUAUCAGUGCCGACUGCCUUUCUAGCUAGCUAACUAAAUGCACUUUAGCCACAUAAAAUUAACAUUUGACUCCGUGUUCUCAAUUAGCAGAAUUCAAAACACUAGUUAGCUUAUGAUGAAUUAAUGCCAAUAGCUACAUUCAGUGUAAUUUUACACUUAAAAAAAUACAAGUUAAAUAUAUAUAUAUAUAUAUUAACUCGGAAUGUCAGCUCAGAACAAAUUCUUAUUUUCAAUGACGGCCUAACAAAAGGCCUCCUGCGAGGACGGGGGCUGUGAUUAAAAAUAUUUAAAUAUAGGACAAAACACACAUGACAAGAGAGACCUAAGGUAACAACAUAGCAAGGCAGCAACACAUGACAACACAACAUGGUAGCAGCACAGAACAUGGCACAAACAUUAUUGGGCACUGACAACAGCAAGAAGGUAGAGACAACAAUACAUCACGCAUGACAUGUGUAGCUAUAUGAUCAUGCUUUAUGUACCACUCACUCAAGUGUUAUCAGAUCAUGGUUGACACCGAGAAAAGAGCAGUGGGCUGUGGUGCCACAUCCACCAUAGACCUCAGUGGAAAGAACAAAGAGAAUGAGAAGAAGAAGUGGUCCCGUGUGAAACAAGUGAUGGCAGAUGUGAAGAAACAGGUGGACGUCUACUUCGGGGAUGUCAACCUUCACAAAGGGGGAGAGCACAGAAAGCCGUAGAGAUGCUAAACAACCCUCCAGAGGACGCCCCCAGGAAGCCUGGCAUCUUUCCCAAGACCAAGAACAGGAAGCCUAUCCCUGAUCCACCCUCCCUGAACACCACACAAGAUGGACGGCAAAGAGGAAGAUAAUAAAUCCAGGGAGAGAGCCAAACAGGAUGCCUCGUCACAGAUGGAGACGACAGUGGGCGGGGGCAAACAGGAAAUAGAAUCUGAGUCUCAACCGUCUGACAGGAAGAGGAAACACACGGCCGAGCUUGCAGAGGGCGUAGCACUUGCGGAGGGCACAGGGAAGCUCCCGUCCAGAAAGCUAGAGAAGAAGAGACGGCGGUCCCAGACAGGGGAGAGCUCAGAAAGUGACACACAGGGAGACAUGCCAUCCAAGCUGAGGAAGACGAGUGAGGAUGACAAGGUGGAGAGCGAUGGGAAAGACCUGCAAGUCAAGGGUGAGGAAGAGGAGGAUAAGAUGGAAGACUACCUACUGAAAGCCAAGAGGACAAGGAAGAAGAAGCACAAGGAGAGGGUGAAGAUCAGGGAAGAGGUUAUUCCUCUCCGGGUUCUCUCCAAGAAAGUCUGGCUGAAGCAGGAGUAUAUGACCCUGCAGAAGAGGAGCAUGGGAGCUCUGAAGACUUGCUUGACCAAGUUCCACCACAAGGGGGCAGGAGGGAAGAUGGAAACCAGUCUGCAACAGACAUCUGAGGAGAGUAAGGCAGGUGAAAAGGAGACUUCCCUCGGGGCUGCAUCAUCUAGAUCACACUCACCAAACCCUUUCCUGGCAGAAAAGUCAUCAAGGCGACCAUGAACAAAGGUACUGGCAGAAGAUCCUGGUGGACCGCCAAGCUAAGCUGAACCGACCCAGGGACAAGAAAAGGGGAACAGAGAAAAUAAGAUUCCCCUCCAUUUUAAUUUAUAUGGAUUAUGUACAAGGAUCUCUAGCAGCACCCAACCAUUUUAAUUUGAGGAGAAACAUUUUGUUAAUGAGCAUGUUCAUUCAUUAUUAUAUGCCUUAAAUUGAUUUUAACAGAGCAAUGUCUCCGUUGUAUCUCUUUCUGCCCCAGCUCAUUUCCAAAGCUGAGAAAAUCAUCAUAGCUAGGGCCAGGAGGCCACUAAACACAUCCGCAUCAUGGAGGACUGAUCAAGACUGUCAAGUUCUACUGUGCGUCCUUUCUUUUCUGAAUCAUUUUCUUCCUUAAGAGUUUGACUGUCGGCCAUUUUGUCAUUUCUACAUAGGAUGAUGUUUUUGUGAAGCUUUGUUUUUCUUUUCAUGAGAAUAGUACAAGCAGAGAGAAGCCAUGGUUUUAAAGGGGAUGUUGUAGUUUUAAAAGGGAUGCACGAUAACCUUCCACUGACUGGAAGGUUUUCAUGUAUGGCGACUGUUUUACAAGCAGAAAGCUGCUACGUUAUUUAAAUUGGGAAUAGGUUCUCUCACUAGUUUUUUGUGUUGCAGAGAGAGGUGCCAAAAUUUCAGUUAUGAAAUGUGAUUGUAUAUACUGUAAAUAUGAUUUCAAAACGUGCCCAGAAAAGCUUUGUUCAAGAACAAUGUGUCGGUAACAUGGCAACGAUAACCUUUUCUUUUUGAUUAAAAAAAAAACUAUUUUCUAAAUAAUAAAUAUACAUUUUGGUGCAUAGUAA